Molecule: messenger RNA, 3194 nt
Organism: Eucalyptus grandis
Lineage: Eukaryota; Viridiplantae; Streptophyta; Magnoliopsida; Myrtales; Myrtaceae
Product: transmembrane 9 superfamily member 3
Exons: 9
Coding region: 878-2674 (598 amino acids)
Biological process (GO): protein localization to membrane
Cellular component (GO): membrane
Source: RefSeq, a predicted model, not a curated record
GCGCUGCACCGUACGCACUCGUAUGAUUGGGCGAACUGUCCGAAAGAUCCGCAAGAGUCAGCGAAUUCCGUUUGACUUUUUUUUGCUCGCGUCGGGACAGCAGCCGACGCGCCGAUGAACUGCGCCGUGUCGGGACUCCGUGGUCAUCUUGGCCGAGUCAUGCACGGCGCCGCCCGGCCUACGAAACGCGCGCUCUUCCAGGUCGUCUAGCUCUUCGUUCGCUUCGUCGUUGUCGUUCGGCCCGCGACUGCAGCUGCUGCGGCAACGCUCGACCCAGCUUCGAUUUCGUAAAGCAGAGGUCUCUCUCUAGCGUGCUCAGUUGCGGGGGUGCUUUCGGGAGUUAUUUGGUAACUAGCAGUGAUGACUCGGGCUGGUCUUUGAUGGGUUGGGCUGACUAUGUUGUCUCUGGUUCAAGAGCUUGUCAGUCCGUGAAGGUGGCGGUGGCACGGCUUUGGGGGACAAAUGUUACCGAAUCUCAUGCUCUAGCCUCGAAGCUUUGAAGGCGAUGUUCUUGUUCCCUGAACUGGUCAAUUUUCUGGAUAGGCAAAUGCUAGCUGCCCAGCUUUUUUUCACGUGAUGCAGAUCGAGGGGUAGUCGGAGUAUGUCGAUGGGCUGAAGGCAUCUACUGAAAAUGAAUCAGAUAUAGUUGGAUUCAGAGAUUGGAAGUCAAAGUUCAGUGAUCAGAUUGUGAGUGAUUGCGUGCUGUUAGGAUAUUCACACAUAUAAGUUGAGAAGACUCUCGAUCAUCAGUUUCUAUCCAAAGUUUCCACUAAGUUGUUGAGAAGGAUCGAGAGAAAUACUAUAGAUGGUCCUCCCUCUAGUCUUUCCUUAUUUUUGCAUGAUGAAGGUCCUCCCUUAAUGCUUCAGGGCUCCUAAAAUGACGGUUGGUUGUCUUGGCAUUGGAUAUAUUAUGGGAAUGGAGAAAUAUGUGGUAUAUCUAGCUGUUCUUCUUCUUGUCAUUUGUUGCUUCAGUCAUGUGAGAUCUGAUUUUCUGGAGCAUAGAUACAAAGUUGAUGACGCAGUUCCUCUUUACGUCAACAAAGUGGGUCCAUAUUACAAUCCAAGUGAAACAUAUGGUUAUUACAGUCUUCCAUUUUGUCGACCAGAUCAUUUGGAGGAGAAACAGGAGACUCUUGGUGAGAUAUUGAAUGGAGAUCGCCUAGUAACUGCUCCAUACAAAGUAAAAUUUCUACAGCAGAAGAAUCAUGAGGUUGCGUGUGCAAAGAAGUUGACAAGUGAAGAAGUCUCUCAAAUCCAAGCUGCAAUCAAGCAGUAUUAUAUAUUUCAGAUGUACUGUGAUGACUUGCCAAUCUGGGGAUUUAUAGGAAAUGUUGAAGGAUCAUCAACAAAUAAUUCAGAGCACAAAUAUCUCCUUUACCAGCAUUUCGAACUUGAAAUCUUUUUCAAUAAGGAUCAAGUAAUAGAGGUUCAUUUGUUGAUGCACCCUAAUGAGGUAGUGGAGUUGGCUGAAGGCAGGGAUAUGGAUAUAGAGCUACAGUACAGCGUGCAUUGGAUAGAAACAAAUGAACAUUUCCAUGAAAGGACUAAGAAGUAUUCAGUGCCACGCAAUUCUUCAAUACACCAUUUUUCAAUUAUAAAUUCAUGUGUGACAUUUCUGAUUCUGUUUGGAUGCCUUUUAAUUUACUAUAUGAGAGUCAUCCGGAAGGAUUUCUAUGAUUUCAUACCUGAAGACACAGCAGUAGACAGAGAGCAGACAGGAUGGAAGUGCAUCCGUUCUGAUGUCUUCCGGUAUCCAAAGAACAGGUCUUUAUUUGCUGCAUCCCUCGGUUCUGGUGCUCAGUUGUGCAUUCUAGCCACAUUUACUUUACUACUUGGGCUUCUGGGUGUAUUUUAUCCAUUCAACGGAGGAAAUUUGUUCACAGCAUUGAUAGUCCUGUACACCAUGACUUCUGGCUUUGCUGGAUAUUUAGCUGUCUUAUUCUACUGUCAGAUUGAGGGAAAGAAUUGGGGCAAAAAUUUGCUGCUGACAGGGUCUUUAUCUUCUGUGCCAUUGUUUCUUAUAUUCUGCUUCCUUAAUACUGUCGCGGCGUCUUACCAAGCAAAUGCAGCACUUCCUCUAGGAACAAUCUUGAUAUUACUGUUGAUUUGGAUAUCGCUUGCAUUACCAUUGCUUGUUGUUGGGGGAAUAGCUGGGAAAAAGAGCCACGGUGAGUUUCAAGCUACUUGUGAGACCUCAAAGUGCCCCAGAGAGGUCCCGUCGCUCCGAUGGUACAGGGGCACUCUUCCACAGAUGGUCCUGGCAGGUUUCUUGCCUUUUUCUACAAUCUACAUGCAGCUGCAUUACGUGUUCAUGAGCAUGUGGGGUAAUAGGGUCUAUACCCUUUAUAGCACGAUAUUUGUCAUCUUCAUUAUUCUGCUCAUCACAACUUCGUUAAUCACCGUGGCUCUGACGCACUUUCAGCUAGCCGCCGAAGAUCAUCGAUGGUGGUGGAGGUCCUUUCUGUGUGGUGGAUCAGUUGGUCUGUAUGUCUAUGGUUUCUGCUUCUACUACUGCUAUUGGAUAUCGCACUUCUCCGGCUUCUUACAACUCUCUUUCUUCUUCGGGUAUAUGGCUUGGAUCUGUUAUUGCAUCUUCCUCAUGUGUGGGUCCGUGGGGUUUUACGCAUCUCUGCUAUACGUUCGGCACAUAUACAGCUCUAUCAAGAGCGACUAAGAGUGUUUUUGCUCCAACAACACUAUAAAGUCCCAUCACGUUCCUUCCUAUGGAUGAAACAUAGUGAGGCACCGUCUACUAUGUCUGGUCAGGACAUGCCAUCUUCAUCUUCUGUUUUAGCCUUUUCUGAUAUGUAUAGAUGAUGCCCGGGUUUCCCAAUGACAGAACCAAUGGUGUUACUCAUAAAUGUGCAUUAUAAUGCAUCUGUCUUCGCAUCGACACAAGCAUAUACGCCAGCAACUAGCAAUGGUGCAUGCACACAAUUGCUUACCCUUCCCCUUCGGGAGGCUCGGUUAUCUUCAGGGCUGUUUUAUCAUCUGGCGAUGUAUGUUAUAGUACUGAGGGAAGUUCUCCUAGUUUGUUCUCCAGGUUAAAGCUAUGAAUACAUCCAUGAGACAGUGCAUCUUAUGGCAUGGAAUAUGUCAUGUUUUCAUACCUCGGAAUCUGUCGGAUAUAUGUAAUGCCGCAGAAGUCGGAGAUCGCUCGUCCUCCAAAGCUUAUACAAACACCCUUUUUCUCA